AUGGCUCGUAUCUUGGACCCCACAGUUCAAAACAACCAGGCCAACUGUGAACCUGGACGCCAAUUGGCAGAGUCUAAUCCGAGGAUCGCAGACGAAGAGGAUUCUGAAGGCGUGGCUGAUGAUAUCAACUCGGACGAGGAUGAUCUGGUUAUCCAGCCUAGAAUUUCUAAAGGCACCAUCGCCAAAUUACCCUCGAAAGAGGAGCAAAUUCCUGAUGUCGUCAAGUCCCAUAUCCGGACUAUACCCCCUGAAAUUCUUCGGGGUAUUUACACAGUGAUGCCAUCAUCUAGGCCAAAACGUGGUCUUGAUCAGUCUUUACCGCCCAUCAGUGAAAUUGAAGAAAUCUUUGACGAUCUUGUGGCCAAAGCCGAGGACAAUGACUUCGAUGGUUUCCUCCAGCAUAUUGGAUGUCGGGAGCUGCGCGUUGCCACAAUGUGUUCUGGUACGGAGGCUCCUCUUCUCGCGCUGGAGAUGAUUGCAGAUAGCUUCAAACGGCUAUACGGCAAAUCCUUUCGCAUGCACCAUUUAUUCAGCGCAGAGAUCGAACCAUUCAAGCAAUCAUAUAUUCAAAGGAAUUUCUCGCCGGACAUUCUCUUUAGGGAUGUCAGUGAACUCGUCAACAAUGAAGCAACAACCGCAUUUGGAUCCGUUCGAACGGUGCCAACGAACCCUGAUCUUCUUGUUGCCGGCUUUUCUUGCGUUGAUUUUUCACAGCUGAAUGCGCAUAAAAAAUCACUCGAGGAGAUGGGAGAAUCCGGCCACACUUUCUUUCCCAUUCUCCAAUACAUAAAGCGAUGUAGGCCGCCACUUGUCAUCCUGGAAAAUGUCUUUGGUGCUCCGUGGGCAAAAAUCGCGGAAAUCUACAAAGAGAUCGACUACAAUGCGUACCAUGCGUCGAUCGACACAAAAAACUUCUACCUUCCACAAACUCGAGAACGCGGGUAUCUACUUUGCAUUGACCAGAAGAAACUUGAAACUGAGGCUCCCGGCAAGAAGGGUGGGAAGGCAUCUUUGCUUGCUCGCAUGAUGAAGCGCUUUGAACGACCCGCAAGCUCUCCGGUGACAGAUUUUUUACUUAAGCAGGACGAUCCUCGCUUGCGUGUUGGUAUCAACGACAUAUCUGUCCAGGCAGCUAAAGACCGCCAGUCGGUCGAUUGGACGAGAUAUAAGGCGCGCCACCUUGGGUACCGGAUGGAAAAUGGGUUAGGCGACAAGAGGCCACUUUCGAGGUGGCAAGACAAUGGCACUUGUCAAAUGCCUGAUUUCUACUGGCAUGGUUGGACAAAAGCCCAAACUGAACGGGUCUGGGAUACGCUAGACGUAAACUUCUUGCGGGCUAUAGUCCGAGGAUCAGAUUUUAUGUCGAAGUGCCGCGUUAUCGACCUUUCACAGGGUUUAGAUCGGGAGCUCGAUCAGCGAGCAUCUGGCAUUUCUGGAUGCCUUACCCCUCGUGGCCAGCACUUCAUCAGCACGCGUGGAGGACCACUUCUGGGCAUAGAGGCGCUAGCUCUCCAAGGAAUUCCCAUAAACAAACUGUUGUUGAGCAGUGAGAGCCAGCGUGACCUCCAUGACCUAGCGGGAAAUGCGAUGAGCUCGCCUGUUGUUGGUGCAGCAAUCCUAAGUGCUCUUAUCCUAGGUCACAAGGCGCUACUUCCUGGUCCGCCUUCCGCCGGUGAAUCCGAAAAGUCGGACAUCAUCUUCCUUCCCUGCUCAGUCAUUAAGGAAUAUUUAAUGCACGAUGUUCCUGCUGAAGGACUGGCGAUCCCAUCGCAGUCAGUGAAGGAGCUUCUUGUUAAAGUGCAACAGAGCUGCAGACUUUGUUACUGCGAGGCACAGAGCGGGACAAAAAGGAGGGAUAUGCUCAUAUGCUCAAAAUGUAAUCAUACCGCGUGCAUCAAGUGCGGACAAAACCCGUCCCACGCCUAUGAGCCUAUUCCGCUCGAACAUUUGUCUGCGCGGAUCACUCCUAUGAACUUUGAGAUGUACCUCAAAAUGGGUCUUCCAAUGCGGUUGCAAUUGAAAGGCCUCAACCGUGGAGCCUUCGAACAGUUUCGAGAAUCCUGGACAUCCAAAGAAGUUAUCGGUGCUUGGGAGGCUUUUCUGGAGGUUGUAGGCCCAGCGCUUGGGGAGGAGCUACGAUUCAGUGGAAUCAGUCGACAUCGCGCGUGGACUGUCACCUGA
Messenger RNA from Uncinocarpus reesii 1704, 2181 nucleotides. RefSeq lists its product as uncharacterized. Gene Ontology annotation, molecular function: methyltransferase activity. The record is from RefSeq and is a predicted model, not a curated record. Bases 1 to 2181 code for a protein of 726 amino acids. The transcript has 5 exons. NCBI's taxonomy places the organism in Eukaryota, Fungi, Ascomycota, Eurotiomycetes, Onygenales, Onygenaceae.